Molecule: messenger RNA, 1140 nt
Organism: Lodderomyces margitis
Lineage: Eukaryota; Fungi; Ascomycota; Pichiomycetes; Serinales; Debaryomycetaceae
Exons: 1
Coding region: 1-1140 (379 amino acids)
Biological process (GO): transcription initiation at RNA polymerase II promoter
Cellular component (GO): transcription factor TFIID complex
Molecular function (GO): protein heterodimerization activity
Source: RefSeq, a predicted model, not a curated record
AUGACGUCAGAUACGAGGCCUUGGGGCCAGUCGCCCACUGAUACCCAAUUGGCAAAGAUUGUUGCAAUACUACUAAAUUCUCAGGGUUUCCAUUUUUCGGAAGAGUUUUUGAGCCAGAUGUAUGAAUUAGUUAUUGAAUACAUGAACCACCUUUUGGGCAGCUUGCUCGAUUACACACAAUUACAGCGUCGACGAAAACCAGUGCUUUCAGAUAUCAAGCUUGUGUUAAAAGAGAAUGAAAUCAGGCCAAGUGAUUUAGCAGAGCAAAUACAGUACAGCAGAAGCUUUCCAGCUUCUCACAGACAACAGAUACUGGCCGUCAUCUCGGACAGUAAUGAAGAGCCCGUAGACAACGAGAGAUCGUCGAACGAGCAAUAUGAAAUAACGGAAGUUGUACCCAAUAUCAGAACGAAACCCAGCUACAUCCCUUCGUACUUGCCGGAUUUACCUCCCGAUUACACCUACCAGUCAACGCCCACAUACUCGCAACCAUUGACUGACCUCAAGCAGCUUCGAAUGAAAUUGGUUCAAGAAUCAAGACUUACAGAGGAAUCCUUGUACAAGUUGAUUGAAAGCGAUGAGAGCGAGUUGAAGUUGAAAGCUCAAUUUGAAAAUGAAUUGGACCAGUUGAUGAAGAGUGAGAGCGUCGCGCGUCUCAAUGAUGAAGGAGAGACAAGGAUAGAUGAAAAAGAGGAAACAAAGGCUGCUGACGUGACAGAUACCGCAUCAUCGGCCGCUGUUCCAUAUGAUACAACCAAUAAGUUUGAUUUCAUAAAAUAUGCCCAACAACGGAAAGACUUACAACUUCGAAAGCAGUCAAAACUCGAGGAACAACAACAAAAAAGAGAUGCCGACAUAUUCAUGAAGGCAGAGCUUUAUUACAGCCCAUAUGCAACAAGAGACCCAACAACAGAAACUGAUAAAUAUUUUAAAGACAUUUUAAAUGACGAGUUUAAAAAGGUCAUUGCUUCGAUAAGAGCAUCGGAGGAGAGGAGACAAAAAGAGUUGGCAGCACAGAAGGAGUUAAAGGAGAAACAGGAGAGAGAGUUUCGAGAACAGAACGAGAUACAGUUUAAUUUUCAGAAUAAGGAUGCUUCCGAUAGUAGUGAUCUCGAUAGUGACAUAAUAGAGGAAUUCUAG